UAAACCUAGAUCCCUUAACCUUUAAAGAAGAGUCUCAAAGGCGCCGUCAAAAACCCUAAUUCACAGAUCAAAUUUACUCCUCUCGUGUCUUCGUCGUUAGCUAGCUGGAGAGGUUUGUGCGGCUGCCAUUUCGAUUCCAAGUUUAGAUUUGUUAUUUGGUUGCGGAGCUCUGAAGAAUGGUGAGGAUCAGUGUGCUUAACGAUGCUCUCAAGAGUAUGUUCAAUGCGGAGAAGAGAGGGAAGAGGCAGGUUAUGAUCAGGCCUUCUUCCAAGGUCAUCAUCAAGUUUCUCAUUGUCAUGCAGAAACACGGUUACAUUGGUGAGUUCGAGUACGUUGAUGACCACAGGUCUGGUAAGAUUGUGGUUGAGCUCAAUGGAAGACUUAACAAGUGUGGUGUUAUUAGUCCUCGUUUUGAUGUCGGAGUUAAGGAGAUUGAGGGUUGGACCGCUCGUCUUCUUCCUUCCCGACAGUUUGGCUACAUUGUUCUUACAACCUCCGCUGGUAUCAUGGACCACGAAGAAGCAAGGAGGAAGAAUGUUGGUGGCAAGGUUCUUGGAUUCUUUUACUGAAGAAGCAAGAGACUCUUCUUUGUCCCGAGUAUACUUUGCUUCUCCUUUUGGUGAGACGAGGAAUUCGAAUUGAGCUCAAAGGUCAAAGAGGGUAGUAGAGUUUUUGAUGUUUGGUUUCUUAGUUAAUAUGCCAUUUUGUUUGUUUUGCGCAAAAGACUCGCAAAUGUAGACAGUAAGAAGUGCUUAUUUUCAGACAUUUUUUUAUCUUCACUUCAUGAGACAUGUGUGCUGUCUUGUUUCGAUGGUUCAAGCAUCGUAUAAUCAAUUUUCUAAAUAAAUUUUGAUUCGCUA
Molecule: messenger RNA, 860 nt
Organism: Brassica napus (rape)
Lineage: Eukaryota; Viridiplantae; Streptophyta; Magnoliopsida; Brassicales; Brassicaceae
Product: 40S ribosomal protein S15a
Exons: 4
Coding region: 177-569 (130 amino acids)
Biological process (GO): translation
Cellular component (GO): cytosolic small ribosomal subunit; ribosome
Molecular function (GO): structural constituent of ribosome
Source: RefSeq, a predicted model, not a curated record